Rangifer tarandus platyrhynchus (Svalbard reindeer) is the source of this 351-nucleotide messenger RNA. Lineage: Eukaryota; Metazoa; Chordata; Mammalia; Artiodactyla; Cervidae. The record is from the annotation of a GenBank genome assembly.
AUGACUGCAGCUAUCAUCUGUAGCCAUUUCGGAGCCCAAGAAAAUAGUCUGUCAGUUUCCAUUGUUUCCCCAUCUAUUUGCCAUGAAAUGAUGGGACCAGAUGCCACGAUCUUUGUUUUUUUAAUGUUGAGUUUUAAGUCAGCUUUUUCACUCUCCUUUUUCACCUGCAUCAAGAGGCUUUUUAGUUCCUCUUCACUUUCUGCCAUAAGGAUGGUGUCAUCUGUAUAUCUGAGGUUAUUGAUAUUUCUCCCAGCAAUCCUGAUUCCAGCUUGUGCUUCAUCCAGCCUGGCAUUUCACAUGAUGUACUCUGCAUAUAAGUUAAAAAGGCAGGGUGACAAUAUACAGCCUUGA